Molecule: messenger RNA, 6650 nt
Organism: Rhinolophus ferrumequinum (greater horseshoe bat)
Lineage: Eukaryota; Metazoa; Chordata; Mammalia; Chiroptera; Rhinolophidae
Gene: GPC6
Product: glypican 6
Exons: 10
Coding region: 696-2393 (565 amino acids)
Biological process (GO): regulation of signal transduction; cell migration; regulation of protein localization to membrane
Cellular component (GO): plasma membrane; cell surface; synapse
Source: RefSeq, a predicted model, not a curated record
GACUCUGCCUCUGAAUUUGGGCUGUGCUGAGUGUGUAGCACGUUUCUCUCUCUCCCUUCCUUUCUCCUUCUCUCGAGCCUCCAGGAUUUCUCUCUUCCUAUUUCUGGAGGACUCUCACAGGCUUCCUCAGCCUGUGUGAAGCUGAGGUUUCCCCUGAAACCCGUAUAUCCCCAAUACAUACCUCCACGCAUCCCCAUCCCCAAGAACCCCGCGCUCACACCGACACACACGCGCGCACACACACUCGCGCUCGCCUGUCCACCUCCCUCUCGGGAGAGCCCGCGCGCGUUCCCACCUUCGCUGCACACUUCGGCCAGCCGAGCUCGCAGCGCUCUAGGAUUCUGCGGCUCGGAACUCGGAUCGCAGCGCUGAAACCACAUGGUGGUUUUUGAAACAUUUAUUUUCCUUCUCUGUCUCGUUUCUAUUGCACCGUUUUCGAUCUGGGGGGCUAGAAGAGCAAGGCGGCUGCUUUCUCAGCCAGCUCUAGUUGGCUUGCCAUCCUCCAUCUGGCUUAUAAAAGUUUGCUGAGUGCAAUCCGGAGGGCUGCACUGCUCGUCCCCUCGGCUGGCGGAAGGGGGUGAAGCUGGGCAGCUGCGAGGAGCGCGCCGCUGGCUCUGGCGGGCUUUCGGCUUGAGCGGCAAGGUGAAGAGCGCACGGGCCGUGGGGUUUACCGAGCUGGAUUUGCAUGUUGCACCAUGUCUUCUUGGAUCGGGGCUGUGAUUCUUCCCCUCUCCGGGCUGCUGCUGUCACUCCCAGCCGGGGCGGAUGUGAAGGCUCGGAGCUGCGGCGAGGUCCGCCAGGCGUACGGUGCCAAGGGAUUCAGCCUGGCGGACAUCCCCUAUCAGGAGAUCGCAGGGGAACACUUAAGAAUCUGUCCUCAAGAAUAUACAUGCUGCACCACAGAAAUGGAAGACAAAUUAAGCCAGCAAAGCAAACUCGAGUUUGAAAACCUUGUGGAAGAGACGAGUCAUUUUGUGCGCACCACGUUCGUGUCCAGGCACAAGAAAUUCGACGAAUUUUUCCGAGAGCUCUUGGAGAAUGCAGAAAAGUCACUAAAUGAUAUGUUUGUACGGACCUAUGGGAUGCUGUACAUGCAGAAUUCAGAAGUGUUCCAGGAUCUCUUCACAGAGCUGAAAAGAUAUUAUACUGGAGGCAAUGUGAAUUUGGAGGAAAUGCUCAAUGACUUCUGGGCUCGGCUCCUGGAGCGGAUGUUUCAGCUGAUAAACCCGCAGUAUCACUUUAGCGAGGAUUACUUGGAAUGUGUGAGCAAAUACACAGACCAACUGAAGCCAUUUGGAGAUGUACCCCGGAAAUUGAAAAUUCAGGUCACCCGCGCCUUCAUUGCUGCCAGGACAUUUGUCCAAGGGCUGACGGUGGGCAGAGAAGUUGCAAACCGAGUUUCCAAGGUCAGCCCGACCCCAGGGUGCAUCCGUGCUCUCAUGAAGAUGCUGUACUGCCCAUAUUGUCGAGGACUUCCCUCCGUAAGGCCUUGCAACAACUACUGCCUCAACGUUAUGAAGGGCUGUCUGGCAAAUCAGGCCGAUCUGGACACCGAGUGGAAUCUGUUUAUAGAUGCAAUGCUCUUGGUGGCAGAACGACUGGAAGGACCAUUCAACAUUGAGUCGGUCAUGGACCCUAUAGAUGUCAAGAUAUCUGAAGCUAUUAUGAACAUGCAAGAAAACAGCAUGCAGGUGUCUGCAAAGGUGUUUCAGGGAUGUGGUCAACCCAAACCUGCUCCAGCCCUCAGAUCUGCCCGCUCAGCUCCUGAAAAUUUUAAUACACGGUUCAGGCCUUACAAUCCUGAGGAAAGACCAACAACCGCUGCAGGCACGAGCUUGGACCGGCUGAGGAUUGUGUGGAGAACAAUGCAACAUAGUGUCACAGACAUAAAAGAGAAGCUGAAGCUCUCUAAAAAGGUCUGGUCGGCGUUGCCCUACACCAUCUGCAAGGAUGAGAGCGUGACAGCAGGCACGUCCAAUGAAGAGGAAUGCUGGAACGGGCACAGCAAAGCCAGGUACUUGCCUGAAAUUAUGAAUGAUGGACUGACCAACCAGAUCAACAACCCUGAGGUGGAUGUGGACAUCACUCGGCCCGACACUUUCAUCAGGCAGCAGAUCAUGGCUCUCCGUGUAAUGACCAACAAACUAAAAAAUGCAUACAAUGGCAAUGAUGUCAACUUUCAGGACACAAGUGAUGAAUCUAGUGGCUCAGGGAGUGGCAGUGGGUGCAUGGAUGACGUGUGUCCCACGGAGUUUGAGUUUGUCACCACAGAGGCCCCUGCAGUUGAUCCCGACCGGAGAGAAGUAGACUCUUCUGCAGCCCAGCUCGGCUACUCCCUGCUCUCAGCAUCUCUCAUCUGUAUUGUCCUGGUACUGCAGAGACUGUGCAGAUAAUCCUGGGUUUUUGGUCAGAUGAAACUGCAUUUUAGCUAUCUGAACAGCCAACACACUUCUUUUCUUACACUCUUGGACAAUGGACCAUGCCACAAAAACUUACCGUUUUCUAUGAGAAGAGAGCAGUACUGCGCUCUGCCUCCCUUUUUGUUUUCCCAAAGAGUACCGGGUGCCAGACUGGACUGCUUCCCCUUUCCUUCACUAUCUGUGAAGACCUUGUUUAUUCUAGAGAAUUCUUACUCAAAUCUUUCGUACCAGGAGACUUUCUUACCUUCAUUUGCUUUUAUGCUGCAGAAGUAAAGGAAUCUCACGUUGUGAGUUUUUUGUUGUUGUUGUUUUUGUUUUGUUUUGUUUUGUUUUAUCCCAUUGAAACAACAAAAACAUAGGAAGAAAAUAAAAUUCUUUGUAAAAUCAGGCCAAGCCCCAAGACAACUGCAUUUUCAAUGAAACAGUAAACAAGAGAGGAAAAUAAAAGAGCUUUAACGCUAUAAGUUCAGCAUUGUCAGGCAGCUCCCAGUGUAAGCUUUACUGUGACUAAUUGGGUUUACAAAAUGCUAUGGGGAGAAAGUUGAAAGUUUUUUAAUGUAGUGAAAAUACACUGUUGUCUUGGAGCAAUCAUCUUGCACUCUAAACACACUAUACCAAACUGAUUCAGAGGUACUGAUACUAACUUCAGAAUUCUAUCUUUAACAUGAGAGCAAAAAAUUGCUACGACUCAGCUCCUCUCUCUUACCCUGCCCAAUUUCAAUUGCAGUAAUGGCACCGUUGUUCUCAUUAAUUUUCUUACUAUUUGUCCACUGUAUCCAAUUGGCACAGAUUUUCCCCUCCAUCUUCAUUUAUUAGUGGACACCCCCACCAACUCAUCCUCCUCAAGGGUCUGAAUUGAAAAUAAUUUUCAACAAUACAAUCACUUUGCUUUAGCCACAGGUUGGACAUUAAUUCGAUGUUUCUGCCUCUGUGCUCGUUACACUCCCAAAAGAAGAGUUAUUUUAAUGAACUAUUAAGCAAUUCGAUUCAUAAGUGAGUUUACAGUUUUAAAUAUUUGCUUUGUGUCAAUUGGUUUCUGCAUCACAAGGGCAUUCUCUUACAAAAUAACUCACAACAAUGAAAGUCAAGACAAAAAAUUAUAUAUAUAGUAUUGACAUGGAGAUUUCUUUCACUUUUUUAGUCUUAGUAUGAUCAUCUAUUUUUAUAUCUAUAUAUAUAUAUAUAUAAAUCACAGAUUUUAACUUCUUAAUUCCAAGCUCAGGGUUGACACACCUUUGUAACGAAAAUGUUUUGUCAACCAGCUCUUCUUGUUUUGUGCUGCUCAGAGAAGGGAUUCCUCAAUGAUCUAUGAGCACCAAGAAUCAAGAAAGAGAACUUUUUACGUAUCUAACUGUCCAUUUAUUAAAAGUUUGCCAGGGCACACCCUUUUUGCAUGAGCGUGCUUUGUCCUGGGUGCUCCAGACUGUACCAAGCUCACGGGGAAAGCCAUGGGUGUGCAGGACUUCACUGGUGAUGGAAACUGAAUGUGUAAUAAAAUGUGUUAUUCACAUAAAACCAUUGCUUUCAUGUACAACGCCUUCAGCCUAGGGUUCCUGCUUGGCACUUAGAAAUAUGUCCUAAUGCAAGAGGCUAAUUUAGAGCCACAGACUAAAUGAUCUACCAAGUGUGCCAAAGACAGGACCUAUGCUCCCCCUGACAAAGAGAAGCAAAAUAAACCAAACUGGGGCUUUAUGAAUACAGUUGGCUAUCCAUGUGUUUCCUGGUUUUUAUGAUGCAUUGGGAAAAGCAAUGUUUUGAGACACCAUAGUAUACCAGUCACAUUUUAAUUAACCCAUUGACAGUAAUGACACGUAAAUGGUAUUUUUCAAUGUGCAUUCUCAUCAAAAUUAUAAUUAGUUAUUGAUUUAGUCAUCACAUUUAAGUAGAACAUAUGCGGCACAAUAGUAUUAAGUAUAAUUGAGCACUUUUAUGAAACUGAAAGUAUGUAGAAACAUCUAUUGCUAUUUUAUGCCUAAUGAAAUAUGAAAUGUAGGAUUCUGAGAGACUUUGUGGCAUCUUUUCAUUUAACUUUUUAUGAAAUUAACACUUAACCUAAUUCAGCAUUACAUACUUCUAGAAGACCAUCCAUUUCACUGCCAAACUUCAGCUUCCUGUCACCGAUUACACAUAAAACAUCUCUAUGAAGGACCGAUCAUUUAUGUUGCUCAUUUCAUUGUAUGUUCAGAAAUCAGUAUUGUCUUUCUCCAAUAAUUAAGGUGUAAUACAAAUUAAAUCAACCUCGAUUUUCCAGAAUAUUUGAGUAAUAACUUGUUUUUAUGGUUUUAAAUUCCAAGUCUUUCAUUUGAAAAAUGUUUCUGCCUUGUCUUUUAUGAAAUAGAUCAAAAUGCCUUGUUUCCCCUGUGCUUUCACCCCCAAAGAGUUUCGUGCAUGUAUAUGAAUACACAUUAUAUUAAUGAAAGUGAACUCAUAUUCCGUACACACUAAACACACUGAUAAUAGAUAAAUGCCUGCUGCAUUUGAUUCAACACCUUCGUUAUCAAUGGUACUCAUAUUGAUGAGAUAUAGUGAUCCACAUGAGCCAGGCAGAGAGCUGAAAUGACUAUCAGUUAAUGAUGCCACAAUAUUAGUCACCUGCAUGGAUGUGGUCAAAAUAAUAUUCAAAUUGUACUUUCUGGUUUUUAAUCAUCAUCUUAGUGUGUCAUGAUUUUCAGAGUAAUUUAACAUGAGAAUUUUUUCCCCCUGUGGGAAUUAGUUUAAUCUAGUUACCCGAUUUCAGUAAGUAUUUUGGAAUCUCACCCCACCCCACCCCACCCAUGGCCAAAUCAAUUUCUCUCAUUUCAGCAUUGUGAUAGGGGAAGCAAUGAUGCUCCAUUGUUUUUCAUGAUCUACCCUCAUUUGCUUUAAUGUCCCCUAAAUUCUGUAAUGACAUCAUAACCUCUAUUAUGAGUAGAGGGGAAUGGGCUCACUGAAAUCAGAUGCUAGAAAUUGUUGGGUGAUGCUCAUAACUGCAAACACUUAGCUUAUUGAAGUGCCUCUAUUUACAUGUUUAGUUAUAAUAUGUAUUUUUCUAACAGAAAUACACGUCUGUAAUUGGUGUAUAUUAUACUUUGUCUGUGUUAUAACAAAAUCUAAACAGAGGCUAAAGUCUUUAGCAGAGAAGAAUGAAUUCCAAAUUCAUGAAUUAGAGCUCUGCUUAUGGUUCUGUAUUGAAGGACAGCCAUGACUACCUUCUGUCAUUUUAAUGAAGGUCAAGUCGGUACUUUGAUUAUAGCCAUCGUACAACGACCUUAGCAAUAGCAAUCUGACUCCCUUACAGUGACUAACCCAAAUGAGUAUCUUGUAUUACCUGCUUUACUUGUAAGGGAUAGAAAAUACUACUUUGUCUACACUGAAAAACACUAUUAUUCAUUGACAAGCAGUAGUAAUUAUAAAGAUAACAUUCUAUAAUUCAAACACACUGAAAAUAUUAUUGGAUGCAGAACCCGGAUAUUUAAUUUAUAUUCCCUGCUGUAGACAUUAGCCUACUUUAAUUCUUUAGCCAUUACAUACAUGUUUUGGCUACACACUGAACACCAACUAAAGUCCCCAAGGAGGAAUAAAAACUUAGUAAAUUCCUGAGUUGUGAUUCUUUUGUUACUUCUCUUUGCGAGGCUAAUUAUCAGGUGGUUUGAUUCAAGGUGGGAGGGUUAGCAAAUGCAAGCUUUCACUUACCCAAAACUUGCAGAAAUUGAAACUCAUUUUCAUUUAUUUACAGUCACUAACUGACCUGACUUUAACUUAAAAAAAAAAAAAAAAAAAAAAAAAAGGCAGUUUAGCUUUGCUGGCAAAAGAGUAAAGGAGACCAUAACGCAUAAAUUUGCAAUGUGUUCCUCCUUGGUGGAGACAUUAGACAGUGUUUAGUUUUAGGCCAACUUAUACAAAUGGAGUAUUGAUUUGUAUGCAUUCUGGAGCCUUGCUAUAUCAUGGUUUGCUACAGCAAGGGGACUCAGCUCAGCGUGGACCCAACCUCAUUCAAAGCUGAACAGUUACUGGAAUCUGUGACCUAGCCUUACAAUGAGGUACUUCCAUGAAAAGAAACCUAAAGAUGGCCUAAUUAUGAGGUCUCUGUGUGCAUAUGCAUAGUAUAUAUGCAGGACAAGUGUGUGCACCAAUCAAACCUAAAAUUUUAUGUGACUGUCAAAUGAAUAUUAUUUGGGUUAAGAUUUUUUAUUUCUGAUUUGGAUAGAAAAUUGCUAUUAAUCUUGUAUUAAAAUAGUUUUUAAAAAUCUA